Messenger RNA from Parnassius apollo (apollo), 372 nucleotides. The record is from the annotation of a GenBank genome assembly. Lineage: Eukaryota; Metazoa; Arthropoda; Insecta; Lepidoptera; Papilionidae.
AUGGGAUUUGCUGAUGUUGUGGAAAAGAAAAGGGAAGAAGCUCAGAAAAGAAAAAACAACUCAGAACGUCCAGUUAGAAAGAAAAUCAGGAAAUUGACAGACGCGAAACAAAAACAAAAUGACUAUGGCCCCGCCAGUUUAGAUCCGGAUAUGUCCCAGUCUGAACUAGAAGUAGCUAAAGAACAAUUUCUAAAAAAUUUAGAAACUCUUACUGCUGACAAGGACGCAAUUGAGCGUAAUACAAUAUUACAAAGAGACAGUAGCGAAUGGUUAGAAAUUCGAAAAAAUCUUAUUACUGCCUCUAAUUUCGGCCCUAUUUGCAAAAGGCAAGUAUCAAAAGACACCGCACCGCUGGUAAAAAAUAUUAUAUAA